Messenger RNA from Rhopilema esculentum, 1665 nucleotides. NCBI's taxonomy places the organism in Eukaryota, Metazoa, Cnidaria, Scyphozoa, Rhizostomeae, Rhizostomatidae. The record is from RefSeq and is a predicted model, not a curated record.
UUUGUGCAUGCAUUGCUACGAAAUUCCGAAGUCGCUGACGUUGUCACGCCAAACCUGCAGGCAGUCAUUGGCUUGCUAUCCUUCAAAGGUUGCCAGAUUGUCAGACAAAUGAAAAUUAACUACAACCUCAUAGAGGUGAAACCAUUUGGUGUGUGUUUUAACUUCGCUACCAAGACAUUUCAUACAGAGUCAAUUGGAGAGGAGGAAAUUGGAAAUGUCUCUCCUCGCACGUAUGUCAGCUACACAUACAAAGAAGGGAUUGUGCCAGCCCCAAAAAUCUUCAUCGACAGCCUGCAAAACAGCUUUCCCGAGCACGAUGUUUUACAACGAUUCCUGCAAAAAUGGUACCAACUUGCCUUGAAGGAUUGCUUUCCACAAAAGGCCAAGAAGCUGUGUUGCGUCGGCGAGGCUGACUCUGGCAAGACAAGCUGGUUUGCGCCAUACGAAGGUAUAAUAUCAAGGGAAAAGUUAGCCUCGGUAACAAGAGACAGGCACUUUUCGGCCAGCAUGCUCAGCGACGACACGGAGUGCUUGAUUGUCGAUGAAUGGCCACCAGAUGCGCUGAGUGCAGACGACGCGAAAAGGAUCCUGCAAGGAGGAUAUGUUGCUCUACCACAGAAGCACAAAGAAGCUACGCAUGUCGUUUACCGCUCUGGGGUUUACAUUACAUGCAACUCAAUACCUUCGUUUACAGAAAUCGAUGACGCUGCUAUUCAGACACGGUUGGCUGUUUUCAAAACAAGAUCUUUGAAGGAAAGAAAUCCUCAGGCAACAAACUACCUGAGGAAAAACUGCAUGCAAUGCUUCCAUUGGUGCGCCAAUGAAUUACGCGACACUCCAUUGUGGGAAGUCGAGGAAAUUGAAAGAGCGGAGCAGCAACACGAUGAUGAGGGUGCCAUUUUUAACGAUUUCAAUGAAGGGCAAUCAUCCAGGAUGAUUAACAUUGAAGAAAUAGAAAAACUUCAAUUCUCGCAGAGCAUUAUCAUUGCAAACGAUGAAGCAACAGCCGAGCACCCUCAAGGAGCAGUGCCGACUGAAAUUAUUGACCAGGUCAUCUUGGACGACGAAGAUGAGAAUCCGAACUGGGUGAGGGAGGAAAGUCGCUGUUUCGUCACUUUUGGGCCCAUCAAUGUAUUUUCAUACCACAAAGCUGUGUUUCUUUUGAUCACUUCUAAACCAAACUGGGAUUUAUUGGAUGCAACGGAUGAAGACUUGGAAAGAUUUCAAAGAAGACGACGACUUUCCUGGAAAAAGCCCGAUUCCAUGUAUGAUGCCUGGCUUCUCAUCGAAGGAACGCCAAGACCAGAAUUUGAUAUCAAAUUGUUUUCGGAAACAUUUCCUCGAUGGGAAGAACUCUUGAGGGAAACGUACCGUGGUAUCAGUCAGCUUUCCACGCCGAUCAACGAAUCGAUUGAUUCAAAUAAUGACAAGACUGCCAGUGACGACGAGAGCUUCUUUAAAACGCAAAAAACGCCAAAAAAGCGUCCACGAACUAUGAUUGUUCAAAGGCGAAGAAAACAUCUAAAGUUAUCAAGCGACGAAGAAGAAUAAACCUUUGUUUUCAAAUGCCUUUUGAGUUAUAUUAAUUUUUAUAUCUUGUAGUUCAUCAUAAACUUGUAGUUUUAUAUAUUUAAAAAAAUGUUGUUGAGUUUAAAAGUUUUCUUC